CAUACCUACCUUAUCUUAUUUCCUCUAAUUAUAUUUGAUACUCUUUUGGACAAUUUCUAAGAAGGUUAUUAAAUUAUAGUCUUGAGUUAUGGAAGAACCAGAAGAUAUAUCAAACAUGGAUGCGGAACCAUUUAAUAUGGAGGCUUGUCGAAUUUGUUUGGCAACCGAUGUGAGGAUGUACAGCCUCAGUGAUCCAUACUUGGCAAGGUGCAUAAAAGAAAUAGGAUUAAACGAUGAAUCACCGCAAUGGUUGCCAAAAUUCAUCUGCUAUGAAUGUCGACCGACUUUGAUAAAAUGCAAUAAACUCAUUGAGAAUAGCAAAGUGGUUCAAGAUAUCCUAAGUGGAUUACACAGCAACUCUCAAGUGAUAACUAAAGAGAGAAUACAAGAACAGCACGGACUCUACAUAAACCUCCAAUCUUCGCUCAAAUGGUCUUUCUUACAAGAGCACUUAUACAUUACACAUGAUGACGCUCACAGUGCAUCGAAUGAUAAUACUACUUCUUCCAAAGUAAAAGUACCGUUGAGAAGGGUACGUCAUGACUCAAGUCAAAUAAGCCUGAAUGAGAUCCUGGCUCAGUGCGUUCCAAUGCGUCUCGUUUCACCAAUAAUUGAUUCGGGAUCCACGAGUCCACCAGAUGAGUCCCAAGAUGGUCAAACUUUGUCUGGAGAAAUAGCUGAUGAUAAAGAAAAUGAUGAGGCGGCCUUUGAGGAUGAAGUGUCUUUCGAGGAAAUAUAUUCAGACGAAGAGACAACUGCUGAUGAUCCGAACCCUGACUCUAAUGCUGAUGACUUGAUGUAUUUUGAUGUCAAUACGAAAGCUCGUCGUUCAAAGUCGUUCGUGGCUGACCAGAGCCCGCCAAUGUACGCAAAGAAACGGAUGGCACUCUCAGAUAUACAGAUACCUAAAUCUAGAAAGAAGAAGAAGAAGAAACAUAAGUCGAGGAAGGAGAAAGAAGAUGACGAUUGUGUAAAACGAACAUUCCGCAUUGAAGUAGUGAAAACAAGGGACCGAACUGAAAAGAAGUAUACCUGCAAAUAUUGUACCAAAACAUACUGUUACGGUUAUGAAGCAAAGGACCACUACCUUCUCGGUUGUCCACAACGCCACAGUCCUAGGUCAUCGACUGCGAGCUCCGGCGUGAAGACUUGGCAAGAGUGGACGGGAAGCUCUUAGCGUUAGAUAUUAAAAUUUUACAACGGUUGAGCAAAGUGUUGAGUGACAAGAGUUUACUCGCUAGUGACGCCACCUAGUAAGCGCAAAAAUGACAAAAGCUUAAAUUAGACUUAGCGCUAGUGCUAUAUAAUAGGCUUAGUGCCGAUUUUUCCAACGCCAGAUAAAUUGUAACUGAGGAAUAACUGUGAAUAAGUAUUUGAUAAUUAUGCCAUUCUAAAAAGAAUUAAGAAUUACUUAACUGAUGAUGGAAAAAUCGGGCCUAAGACCAAAUUCUAUAUUAUUCAUAUCAGUAAAUAAUGUAGAAAAAUUUUUAGCCUUUUCAAAUGUAAUUAUGGAAAGAUCUCACAUUUAAAAGUGUAAAUAAAAUAGUCUCCAUUUUAAAUUAGGAAAUUAAUUUCAACUUUGGUCUUAAGUAAAUAUUCAUAUUGUGAUUUCUAAAAUCUGUAUGUUAUUUAACUACACACAGGUAUCUGUCUGUCUUCUACUAUUUUCAAAUCGAACAAAGUAACAAGAUUUCUUUAUAAAAAAAGUGAAUAUUGUGUCCUUCAAUUAUUAAUAUAGCUUUACGUUUUAUUCUUGUGUAGUUUCCAUCUUGUCCUAUUGAUUUCGAGCUCGACCGUAAUUUGCACGCAGUUUUGAGGCCUUGUACGAGUUUUUUUACCUGUAAAGUAACCGUAACGAGUACGCGUUCGGCGCUCUGAUUGGUUGGUUCAUUGGCGCCGGCCAAUCAGAGUGCCGAACGCGUACUCGUUUCGAAACUAGUCAGUACAGAGGCCAUAGUACGAACUAGUCUGAAGUUAGUAGGUAUUAUAACAGAUUACGUGUCUUUUUAAAAAUAAAAAGGAAUCAUUGUGCGUAAAUAUAAAAAAAAACUUGAAAUACUUCUUACUUACUAAAAAACUAAUAAAAUUUGAGUCUGAGUGACCUCAUUGGUA
This is a messenger RNA of Spodoptera litura, 2112 nucleotides long. RefSeq lists its product as uncharacterized. NCBI's taxonomy places the organism in Eukaryota, Metazoa, Arthropoda, Insecta, Lepidoptera, Noctuidae. The record is from RefSeq and is a predicted model, not a curated record.